Symbiodinium sp. CCMP2456 is the source of this 5916-nucleotide messenger RNA. NCBI's taxonomy places the organism in Eukaryota, Dinophyceae, Suessiales, Symbiodiniaceae. The record is from the annotation of a GenBank genome assembly.
AUGAUUUCUUUCUAUGAUUGGGCUCCCACGCAGCAGGCAGGAACUCCAGGCUCCCAGAAUGGCCACGGGUCGGAGGAUCUGGCAUCGCAGAAUGAUCUGGAGAUCCAGGGCGCGAUCUGCCAGAAGAUUCAGGAUGCCGUGGAUAUUUCCGACGUUUUCAACAAGGUCGCAAUCCAUUCGGGAAAGGCGAGUCCCAAGACUUUGGUCUACGCAGUGCACCGGAUCGCCCGAUACUGUCGGUUGCGGAAGAAGGAUAUCGGCCCGACGAAGCCAUCGAGCCUUCACAGCAUGAGCGCCAUGGCCAUCACCAAGUCCGUGCUUUUGAGCGAGGAUGAUUCCGGUUCUUCAAAGGCAGAGAGUGUCGAGGACAGCCCCAUGCAGUCCAAAGAGGUCUUGGAGUUGGUGCACAUGGGCUUCGAUCCAGGCGUGGCAGCGGAUGCCCUGCAAUCAGCCGACGGCAACAUGCAGGAAGCCCUGGACAUUUUGACUGGUGACGCUGGCGACUCUCAGACACCGGACGCGCCGCUCAAAGGGCUGCAAGUCAUCAUGUCGAUGGGCUUUAGCAAGGAAGCGGCCACGCGGGCCCUGCAGAGGACGGGGGGAGAUGAGGAGGCGGCAAUCAACCUCCUCGUGGAAGACUCCCAACCUCACGAGCAGAGAUCAGCCCCGAGAUCGCAAAGGGCCGCGCCUGUGCAGAGCCGGGAGAGGUCUCGCAGCCCCCGCUUAGAGGUUCGGCCGGUGGAGCGCAAAGUGCAGUCCACCAAGAGGCUAACGGCCUUCUCCGAUUCGGCGAAGCAGGCCGUGAUCGAAGCCUUGGGAGGCCCAGGCGGCAAGCGGAAAACCCAGGUGUCCAAGUCCAUCAAACGGGGCCGCGUUUCUCAGUGGCAGCAUCAUUGGCAGAAGGAUCCCAGCGAGGAGCAGCUCGAGACUGCAUCGCCAGGUUACGCAAAGCUGAAAAGUUACCAGAGAGUGGGGGUCCGCUACUUGCUUGCUCUGGCAAAGCUCGGGUGUGGUGGCAUCCUUGCUGAUGAGAUGGGUUUGGGAAAGACUGCUCAAGCAUUGGUGUUUCUGGACCUGUUGCCCAGCACCCUGAGUGACAAGCAGGCGCGUGCGAGGCUGAGGCCAUCUCUGGUAGUUGUGCCCGCGACAGUCCUUGAGAACUGGGAACGAGAGUGUGCCCUCUGGUGCCCGCACUUCCGAGUCUUCCGAUAUCACGCUUCGAACAGAGAUGACCGGGCAGCUUUGGCUGAAGACUUUGAGGAACAAUGGCAGCAAGGCGAGUCAGCAGUGGUACUCACUACUGCUGCCAUUCUCCGAAACAAGGAGGAUCAGCAACAUUUCUUCAGGAAGUUUCGCUUCGAAUGCGUGAUUUGUGAUGAGGCACAUGCCAUGAAGAAUGCGCAGACGAAUGCUUUCAGGAAUGUGACGCGCCACAUCCAAGCCAAGCGACGCAUACUUCUCACUGGCACUCCGGUGCACAACAACCUUGGCGAGCUCGCGAACCUUUUGAAGCUGCUUCUGCAGAGUGAAGGCGGAGUAAGCAGUCCAAUCAUCAAAGAAUUGGAGCAGGUGGUGGAAAGACAGUCCUUGCGGACCCUUCAAGCACGUGCCGCGCCUUUCAUGCUAAGGAGGCUGAAGCGCAAUGUCAUGUCUGACCUUCCUCCGAAGACAUGCCAGCCUCUGCGCUGCCAGAUGACAGCUUCUCAAGAGAGCCUGUACGUGGAGGAGCUUAAAAAGGCAAAAGCAGAGUCGAAGAGUGUGAGGAAGACCAAGGCAGCCAAAAAUAAGUUUGUGAAGCAUCUCUUCGCCCGAUUGCGCCGGCUGUGCAACCACCCGCUGCUCAUGCAAGCCAGACUAAGUGAGGCUGACUUUGCCAACCUGACAAAGCUCAUGCGAACAGUACGCGACGACUUUGCACGCGCUAGUUUCGAGAAGUGCCGAGAGUUUUUGAAAGAAAUGAGUGACUACGAGCUGGUGCAGCAGGUGCGGGAGUACAAUCUGCAGGGCAAGCUUGCAGACUUCGGCAUCGAGCCACGCAAACUCAGCAUCAACCGCGAUGAUAUCAUGAGCUCCGGCAAGAUUCAAGAGCUUUGUAAGUGUUCCACGGAAGCUCAAUCCUCGGCCUUUGGCCGCCUCAAGCGUCAACGUGAGGCGAGCCGCAAGACUUUGGUGUUCUCUCAGUUCACCAUGUUCCUGGACAUCAUAGGAAGUGCGCUGGAGACCCGGGACAUUCGCUUCGUUCGGGUGGAUGGCACCACCAAGAUUAACGAGCGGCAGGCGACGGUUGACAGCUUCCAGAAGGAAGGCUCUGGAGUUGAUGUUAUCAUCUCCUCGCUGAAGGCUGGUGGUCAGGGUCUCAACCUUACGGCGGCGGACCGUGUAGUUCUGAUGGACCUGUCCUGGAACCCGCAGGACAACCGUCAAGCAGAAGACCGAGCACACCGGCUGGGCCAGACGCGGCCAGUCACCGUGACCUACAUGACGUGCAAAGGCACCGUCGAGGAGAAGGUCGUGAAGUGCAACAUCUCGAAGAUGAAGCUGGACUACGAGUUCGGUGGCCAGAGAAGCGCCCUCGAGGAGGCGGAAGCCCGACUGGACGAGGAAGGCCAAGGCCAAGGCCAAAGUGGCAGCUCGGAGAGCGAAGGCGAAGAGCUUGAGGAAUCCAAGGGCAAGAGCUUCGAAGACGAAGUCUGCAACGAGUUUGCCCAAGCGACAGUCGGAGGUCUGGACUUCGUUUCUGUACAGCCCAUGAUGCUAGACGUCCGCCUGGUAGAUCACUUGCUUUUCCGGGCUGGCUACGCCAGCUGUUUGCACACCUCCAGCAUAGGUCGGGCGCAGCGCUUCUUGGCCUUGCUUGCGGACGUGCAGCGCCACCUCGCACGCCUGGAUGCGCAGGUUUCAGGCUGCUGCUCCGUCAUCGACUUGCAGCCGAGCAUGAGCUGGGUCCGAACUCCGCAGCUGGCUGAGCGCUGGCCCCAGCUUCUUCGCGCACUGCGGCAGCCAGUCCAUCAUGUCGCGCUUGUGAACCCCUUCUUGCCGUCGCUCCAGCGUGAGGACGUGGCGCAGCUGCAGCGGCUGCAGCCGCAUGAAGAGAUACCUUGCGUCUUCGUCAAUGCAGAUGGCUCGUCCUGUUCCAAUGAUGCCGAAGCUGAUCAGGAUGGUGACGGUCUGCUUGCGCCCAGGGCUUCGGUGGAAACUCCGGCUACCUCCGACCUCCUCCCAUGUUACUUCCUGGACGGGGCCUCGGCUUUGGCAGCAGCUUUGUUGGAGCCCGGGCCGGGAGCGUCGGUGCUGGACCUUUGCGCAGCUCCGGGGGGCAAGUCGCUGAUGCUGGCGUCGCUGCUCUUUGCAGGACCAGAGGCAUCUGGGAGGCUGAUAUGCAACGAGAUGUCGCGCCCCCGGCUAGCAAGGCUGCAAAAAGUGGUCUCCUCAUUUCUGCCGCCCGAGAUGCUGGCUACAGGUGCUACGGGGCGUGUCAGCCUUGUCAAUGUUGAUGCUGCCACUGGAUCCAUCCCGGUGCCUUUGCAGCGCCUAGCUCCCUUCGAUCGGGUGUUGGUAGACGCUCCCUGCACAUCUGAUCGCCAUCUGGUACAUCAAGGACCGUCGGCUUUGGCACACUGGGCUGCUGGAGCUGUCAAGGCCAAUGCGGAGCGACAGCUGGAGCUGUUGCGCGCAGCUGCUGCACUGGUGAAGCCUGGGGGCUUGGUAUUGUACGUCACCUGUGCUUUGGCGGAAGCUGAGAAUGAUGGUGUUGUGUCGAAGUUCCUGAAGAAGUUCGGGCAAAACUUUGCGUUAGAUGCCUUCCCUGAUCAAGCUUCGCGGCUUCUGCAGGGUGCUGACGCGACCCAGUGUGGAGGCAAAACUGAGCAAAGCAGCAAGCAAAGUAAGAAGGAGUGCAAGCUGUUGCGCUUCUCGGAGGCGCUGACGGACCUCAGCUGGUCCUUGGCCGUGUCGCUCAAUCACCGCGAUAACCGCCUCCUGGCAGGCAUUUGUCAUCAGCUCUUUUCGCAGAUGGAAGAGUUCAGCCCAGCGAACCUCGCCAUUAGUGCCUGGAGCUUUGCCACGCUGAACUAUCGCGAUGAUCUGGUGAUGAAGCGCCUGAAUCGGCAGGCCCUCGGACGGCUCCAGGUGGGCUUGGUGGUACCGAAAGGGCUUUUGAAAGAUGUUUGGCUAGAAGCCAUGGAGGAUCCGCCGGCAUCGCAGGAGGGCGAGCAGGUGGAGGACGAGUCUCCACAGCUACAGCCAGACCCUGCGACCGAGGAUGUCGACCGGGGUUCUGAGAAGCUUGACGCAGAGGAGCCCUCAGGAGAGCAAGAGGCGGACCCGAGCACGGAGGAUCCGCCGUCAAACGAAACUCCUGACGAGGCCGCGAAGCCCAAUGAGCUUCCAGAGCCUCUGCAGGCCUCGGAUGACGAGUCUUCGAGUUCAUCGCAGCCACCGGAGGCGAACGAACCGAAAGCUGCUCCGGCAAACGCUGCACCAGAUCGCGGACUCGCCAUUCUGCAAAAAUAUGAGGAGUUCAAGGAGAUGGGCCAUGUGGAAGCUGCCGCAGCAGUGCUAAGGCAGGGCCUCUUCUUCUGCCCCGAGAGCGCGGCGCUGCGAGCUCUGGCGGCCAAGGAAAAUGUGGAGCUCCCGGAGGAAGGGGACAGCAAGGGGCCUGCGGAGCUGAUGGAGCAGCUGCGAAGAAGAGAGAUGAUGAUGCAGCAGCCACCUGCGCCUACGCGAUUCUACGACGAGCUCGAGUACCCGGACAAGAAGAAGGCCUACUACUUGGUAUGGUCUUUCCUGGCCUGCCACCUUGCGCUCAUCAUCCUUCUGCGGGACUAUGGCAGCGAGUGGGCGCUGUUAAAAGUACUGGGAAUCAAGGCCGCCAGGGCCCAGGACCUAGGACCUGGGAGACGUUUGUUUGUGUUUGCCGAGGAGUUCACAGGGAGCCUGCUCUUCGAUGAAUGUGGCAGGCUAGGGGCUACAGUAGUCUCUGCCAUGAGAGAAAAGGUGGUGCUGGCGUUCCAUGCUGGACAUGCUCUGGCGGAACUUGGGUCCUGGCUUUUGGCUGCAGAUGGUGAAGACUCGCUGGGGCCAUGGUCCAUCGUUGUCAUCUUCGCCGGGAGCUUACGGCCAACUGUAGAAAUGGACACGACUUGUGUGCCGCAGGCGUGCAUCCUAUACCUGCAGAGCUACUUGAAAGAGUGCAAGACUCUGCCACCGGACUACCUCUCCACGUUGUCCUUCUUUUUCCCGGUCUUUCCUGCCUAUGACGCAGCCGUGGCACUGAGCUGCCUAGAAUUCUUUCUGGAAUGGAGAUACUUCCCAGACUUCAAGCUAUGGACGCCUCUUGUCCUUUUAGGCAUUGUGUCUAUGGCCUUGGGCCAGGGCUUGGUGAGCUGGGCUGCGAGCGUGGCGGACAGAAACUUCUGGGCCUCGACACGGGAGCUCGAGGAGGAUGAGCUGGUGGGUUUGGAGAUUCCGAAUCGCCGGGUAGUUCGUGAAGGUCCAUACGCCUGGGAACGCCACCCAGCGUACCUGGGAGCUCUACUCUGGGGUCUAGGCACGCAGCUGGCCCUUUGCAACCCGGGCAUGCUGGUGAUGGUCGGCUUCGUGUUGUGGGCAUCACUCCUCCACGUCACCAUGGAGGAGGAGAAGGAGCUUUACGAUGAGUUUCCAGGUCUCUAUGUGAACUACGCGGCCCUGACCAGCUGCUGGAUUCCGGGCUUCCCACCUCUCUUGGAGAAUUCCGCUUUCCAGCGCGAGAUGGACGACAAUGCACCGGAGCAGGAAGGAAACGAGCUCAUGGAGCAGGAAGAGAGUGAAGAGGAGAUCGACGAAGAAGACGACCUCCUACCAACUUGGGAAGGAGUUCCCAAAGGUGGCGCGAUUUGGAACCGCCAGUUUCAGGAGCCAUGGCGCCUCGGUUAG